ACCUUUUUAGUAUUUCCCGUAGGUUUUCUGUUUUGGUCUCUGGUGUUUGGAUGAAUAUUGGUAUUAAAAUUUGUUCACCCUCUUUAUGUUGUUCAUGUUUGAGUCAACAAUGGCAAAAAGUCGAUUAAAGACUCUAACUGAGCUAAGACGUGUUAGAGUUGAUAACCAGACACUCAUGGUGCAUCGUUGUGGAAAGUGGGUUAAGCUCUUGGGCACUGAUCUAUUGCCUGGUGAUGUUGUCUCCAUCGGGCGCUCUUCUGGUCAGAGUGGUGAAGAUAAGUCUGUACCAGCAGACAUGCUUAUAUUAGCUGGAAGUGCUAUUGUGAAUGAAGCCAUUCUCACAGGCGAGUCUACUCCCCAGUGGAAGGUUUCGAUCAUGGGCAGGGGAUCGGAAGAGAAAUUAUCAGCUAGACGAGAUAAAUAUCAUGUUUUAUUUGGUGGGACUAAGAUAUUGCAGCACACUCCUGAUAAGACCUUUCCUCUCAAAACCCCUGAUGGUGGCUGUUUGGCUGUUGUGCUGCGAACUGGAUUUGAAACAAGUCAGGGAAAACUGAUGAGAACAAUAUUGUUUUCUACGGAGAGGGUAAUUAAUAAUUAGUCCAUUUUAAUUAUU
Molecule: messenger RNA, 613 nt
Organism: Pistacia vera
Lineage: Eukaryota; Viridiplantae; Streptophyta; Magnoliopsida; Sapindales; Anacardiaceae
Product: probable manganese-transporting ATPase PDR2
Exons: 4
Coding region: 86-598 (170 amino acids)
Biological process (GO): intracellular calcium ion homeostasis
Cellular component (GO): endoplasmic reticulum membrane
Molecular function (GO): P-type ion transporter activity
Source: RefSeq, a predicted model, not a curated record